Molecule: messenger RNA, 1667 nt
Organism: Solea solea (common sole)
Lineage: Eukaryota; Metazoa; Chordata; Actinopteri; Pleuronectiformes; Soleidae
Product: calcium-binding protein 2-like
Exons: 7
Coding region: 553-1359 (268 amino acids)
Molecular function (GO): calcium ion binding
Source: RefSeq, a predicted model, not a curated record
GAGGUAAAGAUCAGGAGGUAUAGAGUGUCACGUAAAGGACCAAGUGAUAGCGAGCGAGGGCAGAGGUGCGGGAACUCAAUCCCAGAGCCAAGACGACAGGCGAUGUUAAAAACCACAUCACCUGCACUCGCCUGGAGAGAGAUAAGGACGGAAGCAACGGCGCAGCACCGAGGGAAACCACCCCAUCAGGACACAACGGCGCAAGGAGGAAACAGAACAUUUUGUCCAGAAAUUAAUUAAUUAAUUCAUGAAUUGACUUUUACUAUCUUUUUUUUCCUCUGUCUCUUUCUCUCUUUUCACCUAGAACAAAGAAAAGUCUUCCACUGCAGCAGGAGAGCGAUAUUUUAAGCAACAUUUUGAGAGAAACUGACAAAGCUAAUGACAAAUAAAUCUGCAGCUGGGAAUAUUAGUGCAUAAAACUAACAGGCAGCUACUGCUGAGGAGAGGAGAGAAGAGAAGAGGAGACAGGAGAGGAGAGCCGGGGGAAGAGAGGGUGAGGGAGGGGGAGGGUGAGCGAGGGAGAGAGAGCUUGUAUACGCCUGUGACGCCGAGAUGUUCAUGCUCAUUCGAGAGCCGUCCGCCGGAGGAGGCGGGAGUCAGAACGUGCCAGCAGAGAGGAGCGCAAAACAGGUGCAGGCCGCCAUCAAGAAGAAAGUGGAGAAGCAGAAGAAGCAAGCCAACAAGCAGGGAGGAAAAAACGGAAACGCUCCCGCUGCUACUCAGAAUCACAAGUCCAGCCGCAUCGCCAAAAUGAUGGCCAUGGCAGAGCCAGAGGACAGAGAGGAGCUGAAGGAGGAGCUGGAGGAGAAGCUGGAGCAGAUGAUGGAGGGACGACAGAGGAGAGAGGAGAAAGAGGAGGAGGCAGAGCCCAUCGACCUCCUGCCCAUAGUGGACUCUGUGUUUGGACAGGACAGAGAGCUGAGACCAGAGGAGAUUGAUGAGCUCCGUGAGGCAUUCGUGGAGUUUGAUAAGAAUAAGAAGGGAUACAUCAGUCACAGAGACCUGGGAGAGUGCAUGAGGACCAUGGGAUACAUGCCCACAGAGAUGGAGCUCAUUGAGCUCAGUCAGCAGAUUUGUGGAGGGAAAAUAGAUUUUGAAGACUUUGUGGAGCUGAUGGGACCCAAGAUGCUGGCAGAGACAGCUGACAUGAUUGGAGUCAAAGAACUACGUGAUGCCUUCAAAGAGUUUGAUUCCAAUGGAGACGGUCAGAUCAGUUUGACUGAGCUGCGUGAGGCCAUGAAGAAGCUGAUGGGAGAGCAAGUGACCAACCGGGAGAUCAACGAGAUCCUCCGAGACGUCGACCUCAACGGGGACGGUCUGGUGGACUUUGAGGAGUUUGUGCGAAUGAUGUCCCGCUGACGUCACAUGGACAGACCAUGACGCGUGAAGAUUCUUCAACUGCACCGAAGAGCACACGUCUAAAGUUAUAUUUUUAUAUAAAAAUAGUAUAGGAAAUAGAAUAGAUACUACAUAAUGAAGGUGCAACACAACAUAUACAGUAUUAUAGAAGCUGUGAAACAUAUCAAAAACUUCGUAGGCAACAUUUAUGAGUUUGUGUUUUUCAGAUGUAUUUUUAUAAAUAGAGUGAAUAGAAUUACUAUUAAGAGUAUAUCAUCUUGUUUGUAAAACGGUAAAGCUUUUUUUUAUUAUUAAAGAAAUGUACACAA